CAUUCAAAAACCCUCGGUUGUUGGUCUGCUGCUAGAAUGGGGGUUUUAGGAUUCACACGUAAGAGAUAUAUUAGCAAUAAAAUUACUCAUAUAAGAAACGGAAUUCAUAGAAAUUAUAGAUACAGUGAUUAUUAUAUACAAAAUAAAUAUAGAUAUAUAUCAUCAUCAAAUUGUACAAAAUAUGAUUCGAUUUUGCCGGUUUUGAUCGUUGGCGCAGGUCCAGUUGGCCUUGUUCUUUCCCUUCUUCUCACCAAAUUAGGUGUCAAAUGUGCAGUUUUGGAGAGAAGCACCACCUUCUCCAAACAUCCACAAGCACAUUUCAUCAACAAUAGGUCUAUGGAGGUGUUCUGUAAAUUAGAUGGCUUAGCAGAGGAGAUUCAACAGUUUCAACCACCUGUAGAACUAUGGAGGAAGUUCAUAUACUGCACAUCACUGAGUGGCUCUAUUAUAGGAUCAGUAGACCAUAUGCAAACUCAAGAUUUUGACCAGAUUGUGAGCCCGGUUUCUGUGGCUCAUUUUUCACAAUACAAACUAAACGCAUUGCUACUUAAGCAACUUGAAACCAUUGGAUUCACCGUUCAUAGUCACGAGGGGCUGGAUCAUAGACCCCUGGGGGAAAAGGAGAUACUCAUGGGACACAAUUGUAUAUCAGUUGAACAAAAUGACAAUUUUAUCAAUGUUACCACGUCUUUUGUGAAGGAAGGGAAACACAUAAAGAAACAGAUUCCUUGUAGUUUCUUAAUUGGUGCAGAUGGUGCGGGUAGUACAGUAAGAAAUUUGGUCGGGAUAGAACUGAGGGGUGAAAAGGACAUUCAGAAGCUUGUUAGUGUCCAUUUUCUUAGCCAAGAGCUUGGGCAGUACCUGAUGCAUGAGAAACCUGGCAUGUUAUUUUUUAUUUUCAAUCCUGGGGCCAUCGGGGUUCUUGUUGCUCAUGAUUUGAACCAAGGAGAAUUUGUAUUGCAGAUGCCCUUCUAUCCACCACAACACAAGUUUGAGGAUUUCACAUCUGAGACAUGUAAGAGGUUAAUCUUCAAAUUGGUUGGGCGAGAACUGGCUGACAUUAAUGUGCUAGAUGUAAAGCCAUGGGUGAUGCAUGCUGAAGUUGCAGAGAAGUUUCUUGCUUGUGAUAACCGAGUAAUUCUUGCCGGUGAUGCUGCUCAUCGGUUUCCACCAGCUGGUGGUUUCGGGAUGAAUACUGGAAUUCAAGAUGCUCAUAACCUUGCAUGGAAACUGGCUACUGUUGUCAAGGGUAUUGCCUCAGUGUCUUUUCUUUCCACUUAUGAGAUGGAGCGUAGACCGAUUGCCCUCUUCAAUACUGAUCUCAGCAUUCAAAAUUUUCAAGCAGCAAUGGCAGUUCCUGCUGCACUAGGUCUUGAUCCAACCAUUGCGAAUUCAGUGCAUCAAGCCAUAAAUAAUACAGUUGGCACAUUCUUACCAUCAACACUACAGAAGGGUCUGCUAGAUGGAAUUUUCAGUUUGGGCCGUGUACAGCUCUCAGAUUUUGUUUUGAAUGAGAACAAUCCUCUUGGAUCUUCUAGACUGGCUAAAGUACGUCGCAUUUUUGAAGAAGGAAAGAGCCUUCAACUACAGUUUCCUGCAGAGGAUUUAGGUUUCAGAUACCGUGAAGGUGCACUGAUACCUGAAACUGAUAGUGAGGGUGAACCAAUUAAACCUGAACCACCAACUGGUCGUAGGCGGGAGUAUAUUCCUUCAGCAGAUCCAGGCUCAAGAUUGCCUCAUAUGAAUAUCAGGGUGCUAUCAGAACUCACCAAAGAGGUGACAAUUUCCACAUUGGAUCUUAUAUCUGAAGACAAACUCGAGUUCCUCCUCAUAAUUGCACCAAUAGAUUCAUCCUAUCGCCUAGCUCAUGCUGCAUUGACCGUCGCUGAUGAAUAUAACAUUUUGGUUAAGGUAUGUGUCAUGUGGCCAAAUGGUUUAGUGAAUGGGGAUGCAAGAACCAAGACAUCAUUGGUACCAUGGGAGAACUAUGUAGAUGUUGUCGAGGUUAGACAACCAUCAAAUUCAUCCUCAUGGUGGGAUUUAUGUAAAAUGACAUAUAGGGGGGCCAUUUUGGUCAGGCCAGAUGAUCAUAUUGCUUGGCGUGUGAAAUCAACGGUAGUUGGUGACAGUAGGGUAGAAAUGAAAAGGGUUUUCUCGGCCAUUCUAGGAUCAUAGUAUAGUUCCUUUUCGCAUGUAGUGCCAUAGAUAUCUAGCAAUGGAAACUUGUUAAUGUAUUUUUCAAAACCAUUAAGGGGUGAAAAAUUGGAUGCAUAGCUUAUGAAGGAGAUGGAAGAGAAAGCAAGACAUAGAUGCUCCAGAAACUUACUGCUGCCUUUAUUGUAUCUAUAUUUGUUUAAAGUAAAUAUUGCACCAUGUAUCUAUACACUAAUUCAAUUGAAUGUUGGAAUAUAUAGUUGAAUAGGGCAGAUACUGAUAUAGUAAUACUAUUCUCUGUCCAUUUAACAUUAUGAAUCAUUUAUAACAUCUUUUCAGUUUUAACA
Molecule: messenger RNA, 2501 nt
Organism: Erigeron canadensis
Lineage: Eukaryota; Viridiplantae; Streptophyta; Magnoliopsida; Asterales; Asteraceae
Product: 2,4-dichlorophenol 6-monooxygenase
Exons: 11
Coding region: 37-2175 (712 amino acids)
Molecular function (GO): FAD binding
Source: RefSeq, a predicted model, not a curated record